Molecule: messenger RNA, 3777 nt
Organism: Daldinia caldariorum
Lineage: Eukaryota; Fungi; Ascomycota; Sordariomycetes; Xylariales; Hypoxylaceae
Product: SNF2 family N-terminal domain-containing protein
Exons: 7
Coding region: 1-3777 (1258 amino acids)
Molecular function (GO): ATP binding; ATP-dependent chromatin remodeler activity
Source: RefSeq, a predicted model, not a curated record
AUGGCUGAAGAAGAGGAACCAGGACAGCCUACCCCAAGCUCACAUCGACCUCCUAUCCGUGAGUCGCUCUAUUGGAAAAAAAGAAUCAAGAUAAAUCUUCAGACACUCCACGUCGAAGAAUCAUUGCGCCACGGAAGGCUGGACCCUCACCGAAAGUUCAAUGAGCAAGAUCUCAGGGAGUUUUACUCGGAUCGCCUACCUCAUCCUGAUCGAAUCAUAGAUAACCAAACAUUUGCUCGCUGGGCUAUCGAGGAAGCCCUGCGUGAAUACUCUCCUGAUACCCGAUUCCAAUUAACUGGUGGAAUCAUGCAGGGCCAGUCUGUCAAAAUGAGCAAAUUUGAGAGGAAGACCCUCGGAGAAAUCACCAAAACUGUUCAAGCCGAAAGCCAGCUUGAAGUCGACGCCGAGAACCCAAACGGCUCAGGAGAGACCGACAAUGAAUUUACCCAGGACGUCGGGACGAUAGCGCAAUGUAUAAUAUCAGCAUCGCCCAACUGCCUUGGACCCCCGACUGAAGCGAGCGCGGCGUACUUACAAAUGGAAAAAUGCGGCGAAUACGGUCCAAACAAGUUAUCGAGGUGGAGGUCACCCCUAUUUCCUAGGCUGGAUGGCCGAGAUGGUCGUAAGGCUUUUCACGACAAUCAGAUUACAGCAAUCGUCUGGAUAUUAUCAAGGUUCUUGGGCGAGCUCCCACGACUUCGGAUAAAGCAUAAAGAUCUUUGGGAUGAAGCCACCAAAAGAUAUAUACAAAAGCCGGAAACCAGGGCCGAGAGGAAAAAUAGACAAAAGCUGCGCGGUCCCAAAUAUUUCGGCGGUAUCCUUGCAGACUCGAUGGGUCUUGGAAAGACCUUAGCUACGAUCGCGGCACUCGAUAUACUAGCGACGCAAAGAUUAAACCUAGUAAUCAAAGAUGGUAAAGAACGGCACCGCCCAAUGCUAAUACUAACACCGAAUACUAUUGUUGCCACCCAAUGGAUGGAUGAGAUUAACCUUAUAGGAAGCUCACGAGGCAUUAAGCAGAUCAUUAUAUCUGGGCAUGGCUUCCAGAGGAGGGAUAACCAGCUUAGGAUUCACAGCCUGACACGCAAAGAAUUCGAUACAGACUGGCCGCAAGAACUACGUUAUGUCUGGGAUGAAGACGACCAGAAGGCAUCCAAGACUGUCAUUAUCAUGUCUAUCGAUGCUUUCGCUGGGAGAACAUGCGUAGCUAUCAAAGAUGACGACGGUAAUCAAAAAUGGGCUUCAACUUUCACAAAUAUGAACCGACGAUUUUCGGUUGUGGUUGUCGACGAAGCCUACAAGGUUCGAAAUACGGCUACGAAGAAUUGGAAAUCAGUCGCUCUGCUGGAUCGCCAAUUUACCCUGUUAAUAACAGCCACUCCGUGCCAGAACCAUAUAAAGGACCUCCUUGGGCCCAUUCAGAUGCUUUGGGAUAACCCACAUGAGUAUCUCCGGGAGAAGGGGUUGCUUAAGGACAUACAAAGAAUAUUUAUAAUGCCUCUAGAUUUACGACGUCUGGACACCGUAAAGCUUAACGAUGACCGCUUUCUUGUCGCGGGAAGCCCAGCCCUACUGGCCAAGCUGAUUUACCGAUUCAGAGGUUCCUCUGCUGUCGAUAUCCAGGAGACACGAAUGUUUUUAAAGGCACCCAGUUCUCGAUUGAAUGUGGAUUGGGAGGGCAAGAAGCAAGUUUCUUUGGAUGGGUUGUUGCCUACCGUUGAUAAUUACACAGUCAAUAUACAAUGCGAUGAGGCGUUGGAAAAGGAAUGCCAGGGAGCACACAUAGAUCUCCUUAUCGAGUACAUGAAAACUUUAGACAAUUGGAAGCAGAAUGCAAAAAGUCCAGAUAUGAAGCCGAUACUCUUCCUGUACCGUUUAUUUCAUCUUGCUGCUGCUUCCCUUGACGUGUAUCGACUCGAGAACCUGUUUACGCUAAACGGAUUCGGCACAAAAUCUACGGACGUACGCACUAUGCGUAAAUCAAAUGUUAACUUCAUGCAUAUCGCCCCUUUUCUCCUCAAACGAAGUGAUCCAAAGCCUAAAAUAGCCCUGGAUUAUGUCAAGCUAGCAGUGCGCAAGUCGCCUAUCUUACGAUACAUCCUCCACUACGUGAAAGGGAACCUCCUCGGCAGGGGUAAGAACGGCAAGAUCAAGAAGCUCUUGAUAACCGAAGGAAAUCCGAUGCUAGCAUAUUACUACGAACUCGUCUUUCAGUUUCUUCUCAUCCAUUGCCGCACGCUUCAUUCGGGCCUAGCAGCCGAAGAACGCAGAGAGCUCAUCGCCGACUUCAAUAGUGAUGCAGAUCAUUCCUGCCAAGUUUUGAUCCAGAUGUACACUGUCGGCUUCGCCGGAUCAAAUCUACACAAGAAUUGCUCACGGGUCUUGGUCGCAUCGCAGGCUUACAGUCUUGCUGUUCAGACCCAAGCUGUACAUCGGGUCAUUCGAGUAGGCCAAGAAUCCGACGUGAAGGUAUACCGACUCAAGGUUAACAAUUCGUUCCACUCAUUUCAAGAAAGCCGACAAGUCGAGAAGAUGCUUCCAGAACUAGGGACCCGGGCACAGGGCCCGCUAAAUGAUGUUUUGGUCCAGGUGCUCAACCUUUUCCAGUCCGAGAUCGAUGGCUUAUGGAGGAAUCCGGAAGCCCGCGACCUCCUUGAAAACAUGAACUUGAUCAAUAGUCCUGCGGCGGAAGGAGAGGAGCCGGGAUCCAAACGUAUAAAACUAGGAGAUGGGAGUGCUGUACAAGCUGAAUCAUCACAGGAGGAUGCCACAGAUAUUGAAGUACGGCCCAGGAGGAAGCGCAAGAGAAACGGACAUGAUAUGUCAACCACCAGUCUAUUUGAGAUGGACCCAGAAAGGUUUACCGAGUGCAAGUCUCGCUCGGCCUAUUAUAAGGAAUUCAAGGGAUUACCCAGGGAGUUGAAGAGCUACUUCUGCCACAAGAAAAAUAGCCUUCGAAGGAUGCUAUCCUACGGCAGUAGGAACAAUAAUGCAGUUACGAGGGUGUGGCAGGUGAAGGACCUCAAUGAUUCUGCCGUACUUGAAAGAGCCAUGGAACUCGUACUACGGAUCAGGCUCGGGACAAACAGCAUUGGGAUGCUACCCCUGCCGCAAAUCGAUUUCUCUCUGGCCCCUCGGAAGAAGCUGAAGGAGCUCGCGGGUCUGUUGAGCGAAGUUGAAGUGAUAGCUCAAGAUAUACAGACGAAAAAGGACCGAGAGGAUGCAAAAGGGCUGAAGAAGGAGAAGGUCCCGGCCGAGUUGAGAAAGGACAUGACAAUGCCCGAGCUAGAGCAGAUACUCAGGGACAAAGCCCUGGGUUUCAAGUGCAGCGAAUCCCCUCGAGGUUCCGCCACGGUCGCUAGCUCCAUUAGCGAGGACUUCGAUUCAGAGCGAGAAUACGAAGAGGAGGAGGAGGAGGAGGAGGAGGAGGAGGAAGAAGAAGGAAAGGGAGAAGAAGAGGGUGAGAACUCUUGCAUCCAGGGCGAAUUACGUCGGGAUAGCAAUUUGGAAGCCGAUGACGACGAGAAAGAUGAGCUAAAAACCAAGACGGCGGAGACGACAGCGGACUCGGACGAGCUUAUGUUCCUUAGCAGCCGACCCGUCCAGAAGGAUAGAAGCUCGCCGCGUAACUCGAUCGACCUCACAGGCGACGGACCUAGCGGGAGUGGUGAUAGAAUUAAGCGAGAAAGCUCAGCUGAAAGCAUGCUCUAUGACGAUUCCGACACGCCCAGACCUGCUACAAUCUGGAGACUGGCAGGAAUACAUGAUGGAGGAUAG